GAGCAGCGAGCAGCCGCGCGAGAGUGAGAGGUUGGCCUGGUGAGAGACAAUGGCCAAGAACAAAUGGAAAGGGCAGAAGCCCAGGAAUGUAUUUCACAUAGCCAGCCAGAAACACUUCAUGGGGAAAAGUAAAGCAAAACCAGUUACCACAAAUCUUAAGAAGAUAAUCAUUAAGAACACUGAAAAAAUUAAAAGAAUGAAUGAAGCUUUUGUGAACAUACAGAAGGAGCUUGCUCACUUCUCUCCAGGCCUUUCCCUUGAACCUCUGCAGAAACAGCCGGCUCUUCAGCCGAGUCAGGAAAACAGACCAGUGAAUGUUGAUGAAGCUACGAGAUUAAUGGCUCAGUUGUAAUGCACCUGGUGAUGCAUCAGAUUCCCCCAAA
Myotis myotis is the source of this 383-nucleotide messenger RNA. Its product is annotated as ribosomal biogenesis factor-like. Gene Ontology annotation, cellular component: nucleolus. NCBI's taxonomy places the organism in Eukaryota, Metazoa, Chordata, Mammalia, Chiroptera, Vespertilionidae. The coding region runs from base 50 to 352 and encodes 100 amino acids. The record is from RefSeq and is a predicted model, not a curated record. The transcript has a single exon. Gene Ontology annotation, biological process: ribosome biogenesis.